Vespula vulgaris is the source of this 9074-nucleotide messenger RNA. RefSeq names its product retinoic acid receptor RXR (gene Usp). Bases 2209 to 3495 code for a protein of 428 amino acids. The transcript has 7 exons. Gene Ontology annotation, cellular component: nucleus; activator ecdysone receptor complex. Gene Ontology annotation, biological process: cellular response to ecdysone; positive regulation of transcription by RNA polymerase II; cell differentiation. Lineage: Eukaryota; Metazoa; Arthropoda; Insecta; Hymenoptera; Vespidae. The record is from RefSeq and is a predicted model, not a curated record. Gene Ontology annotation, molecular function: RNA polymerase II cis-regulatory region sequence-specific DNA binding; zinc ion binding; nuclear steroid receptor activity.
AUGUAUACAAAAUGUUUGCAUAUGUGUGCGUGUAAAUACGUUUAUAAGUAAUUGACAAGAUUAUUUUAUUACGUUAAUCGAAGAAAUUUUCUUUAUAUUCGAUUAUAGAAAAUACUUUGCGAUUCUCUAGAUUCGGAUGCUGUGUAUAAAUUCUAUUCGUGUCUAUCUUUUUCUUUCUCUGCGUUGCGUGUGUAUGCGUAUCUCUCUUUCUCUCUCUUUUUCUCUCUACGUGUCUGGGUGUGCGUAAUACGUGUUGUUUUUUUUCGAUGCAGUAGUCACGGUCAAUCGAAAAGAUUUCGUCGACUUUAAUCGUGAGAUAUCGGUGUGCGUGCGUGCGUGCGUGUGUUUUUAUUUUUAUUUUUUUUUAUUUUUUUUACUUUUUAUCAAGUUACAUAUAUUUAUUUCAUUUCUAGAAUGAUCAUUUGUUAGUCUCGUUCCUUCUUUAGGAAAUUAGGAAUGAGGAGAUGAGAUAUGGAAAGGAUGAUAUUAAUUAAUAUACGACAGAAAGAGAGAGAAAGAGAUAUGUGUAACGACGAAGUGCAUCCUGAUUGGAUAUGUCCUAUCUAGAACGAACUUUCGCGUGACAGUGAGCUGUCUUUUCUCUUUUGAAUAUUUUUUUUUUCUUCUCUUUCUUCUCUCUCUCUCUCUCUCUUUCUCUCUUUCUCUUUCCUUCUCUCAAGAAACUUCGCGAACGUCGCGUGUACGUUCAAAGAUAAUUUGUAAGAUGCUCGCACGAUCGUCGCGAUAUAUAAUAUGUAAGCAAUUUGAGAUGAUUCUCUUUCAAAGCGUUAACUGACACGUUCGGUGUACUUCGAAAUCCUUUUAUGUCGUUUACUCGAAUCGAAAAGGAAAAAAUAAAAAUAAAAAUAAAAAAAAAAAAAACAAGAAAGAAAAGAACGAAAUAAACAUCACGAGACAAUUUUACAAUCUUUGCAAUCAUCUGACAUUACGUUCGUUACGUUUUUCUUUUUUAUGGUUUUCUCGGAAUUCAAUCCAAAAAAGCAUACGUAAGUACGUACAUACGUAAAUACAUACAAACAAAGGUGUAGAAUCUUUUCGAAAUUUCUCUCGAGUCAGGAAUUACAAAAUUUUAAUGAAUCUUAUCGAUUUACCGAAUGAUACAUUGAUAAAUUACAUUAUAUUGUAUAAUAUGAUAUAAUACAAUGUAUCAGUGUGAUUAGAUCGAUCAGAUGAUCGUUUCUAUCGGAUGAUUUCUGUCAUUUUCUUUUUCGAUUCAUUUUCCGGGCGGAUUUUCUUUAUUUUUGGGAGAUUGGAAGUUGCUUGAGUUGGCCGAAUGAAACGAAAGAAGAAAACCAAUGAAAACAAAGAAAGAAAAAAAAAAGAAAGAAAAAAGAAAAUAAACCGAGAAAGGGAGUAAAGCAUAGGGAGAGAGAAGCUCGCGCCUGGUUACUUCCAUUCGCGGCAUUUUGCGACGUGCAUCUUGCUUCGCGAAGGCGAAGUAACGACGAUGGCGAACACUACUGCUACAAUAUCAGUAGCAGUAGCAGUAGCAGCAGUAGUAGUAGUAGCAGUAGCAGCAGCAGCAGCAGCAGCAGGAGCAGCAGUAGCAGUAGCAGUAGCAUGGCGCACGUGUGUUGCGCAUUCUACGAUCCGAUUGGUUAAAAUGCAAGUAACCUUCGCGGAUAGUUGAGGCUCGUUGUUUAAAAUCAAUGCUCUCGGAUGACAUUCAACAAAGAUUCUUUAGAAAAUUUAACGAAGAACGAACUCGAAUGACAAUUUAUUAUUAUUAUUACUACUAUUACUAUUAUUAUUUUUAUUAUUAAUCGUACUCGUAUUAAGGAACGAACCAAAGAGAUUAGAACAGUGCAGUGAAUUAUCCGUAUACCAAAUUGAUACCAAAAGUUUAGUGAAAAUUUACCAACUUAUGUGAAUGUGUGAUGGUGUUCGCCGCAACGACGAAGAAAAUAAACGUGUUUUGAAAAAAAAAGAAAAAAAAAAGAAAAAAGAAAAAAAAAGAGGAGAAAAGAAUACAUGAAAAUAAAAAGAAAAGAAGGAGACAAAAAAGAGAUAAGAGGAAAACAAAUAAACAAAUAAGUAAAUAAAUAAAUAAAUAAAUAAAUAUAAGGGAUAUUGAAAAUGAAAGAUUGUUGAGAUAACAAAAGAAAGGAAAAAGGAUAAAGUGUGGUUGAGUGUUUGUGUGUGUGUGUAUUCAAAGAAACGUGUUGGGAGACAAGAAGAACCAUCAAGAUGAUGAAGAAGGAGAAACCUAUGAUGUCCGUGACGGCCAUUAUCCAGGGAACGCAAGCUCAACAUUGGGCACGCGGUAACACCUGGUUAAGCCUGGACAAUAGUAACAUGUCGAUGUCAUCAGUAGGUCCACAGAGUCCACUGGACAUCAAACCCGACACGGCUAGUCUUAUAAACCCAGGAAACUUCAGUCCUUCUGGUCCUAACAGUCCAGGAUCCUUCAACGCUGCUGGUUGUCACAGCAACCUCUUGAGUACGUCGCCAAGUGGACAGAACAAGGCAGUUACACCCUACCCACCGAAUCACCCUCUGUCAGGCAGCAAACAUCUCUGUUCGAUCUGUGGUGAUCGAGCUAGUGGCAAACAUUACGGUGUUUACAGCUGCGAGGGUUGUAAAGGAUUCUUCAAAAGGACCGUCCGUAAGGAUCUCUCGUAUGCGUGCCGUGAAGAAAAGUCCUGCAUAAUCGACAAAAGACAGAGAAAUCGUUGUCAAUAUUGUCGAUAUCAAAAAUGCUUGGCGAUGGGAAUGAAAAGAGAAGCGGUGCAAGAAGAGCGACAACGUACUAAGGAAAGAGAUCAGAGCGAGGUCGAAAGCACAAGUAGCCUUCACUCUGACAUGCCGAUCGAACGUAUUUUGGAAGCUGAGAAACGAGUUGAAUGCAAGGUCGAGCAUGAAGGAAACUACGAGAAUGCAAUAUCGCACAUUCGCAACGCCACGAACAAACAGCUGUUCCAGCUGGUGGCAUGGGCCAAGCACAUCCCGCAUUUUACCUCGUUGCCGUUGGAGGAUCAGGUACUAUUACUCAGGGCUGGUUGGAACGAGUUGCUGAUAGCAUCCUUUUCUCAUCGUUCCAUCAAUGUCAAGGACGGUAUCGUUUUGGCCACUGGCAUUACCGUCAACCGUAAUUCGGCGCAACAGGCUGGUGUAGGGACGAUAUUUGAACACGUGCUAUCCGAACUUGUAGCUAAGAUGCGAGAAAUGGAGAUGGACAAAACUGAAUUAGGUUGUCUCAGAUCAAUAAUCCUCUUCAACCCUGACGUACGAGGUUUAAAAUCCAUCCAAGAGGUCAGUCUUCUACGUGAGAAGAUCUAUGCAGCUUUAGAAGAAUAUACACGUGUAUCUUGUCCGAACGAUCCAGGAAGAUUCGCUAAGCUAUUGCUUCGCCUACCGUCCAUUCGUUCGAUCGGCCUCAAAUGUCUCGAACAUCUCUUCUUCUACAAGCUGAUCGGUGAUGUACCGAUCGAUGACUUCCUAAUGGAGAUGCUGGAGUCAUCCUCGGAUCCUUAGGAACAAAGGGUGUGCCGCAUUCUGGGGCACACCGAUCUCUGAACAAGAGAAAAAUAGAGAUAGAUAGAUAGAGAGAGAGAAAGAGAGAGAGAGAGAGAAAGAGAGGGGAGGAUAACUCGUGGUAAAGAGAUAUAAAGCUACGGGGGAUAAAAAAAGAAAAAGAAAAACAAAUUAACGAGAAAACAGAGCUAUACGACAACACCAUUAUAAAAACAACAACAACAAUAAUAAUAAUAAUAACAACAACUACAACAACAACAACAUUGAAGAAUAUUAAAGUAGAGAAUUUACGAUCUUUUCUUCUCUUUUCUUUUUAUUUAUUUAUUAUUUUUUUUUUCUUCUUAUUUUCUUUCUUUUCUUUUUUUUAUUUUGUUAACUCUCCGUUCUUUCGUUUUUCGUAAAAAUAUCUCCGAUAUUCACGAGUCGAGCCAAGUGGAUUACUUACUUCUUUCUUUCUUUUUCUUCUUCUUUUUUAUUUUUAUUUUUAUUUUUUUUUUUUUUUAUUUUCAUUUCUCUCGUCGUCUUUUUAUUAUUUAUGUAUCUUCGUUUAGAGAACACUUAUAAAUAACAAAUUGCGAGAAUUCUCUUCAUCGUCGAAGGGAUCAUCGAUUCUUUUUCUGUUUUCUGUUUUUUUUUUUUUUCUCAAUUCGAUUCGUAUCGAGAGCGUGUCGGAAAAAGUAUACGACGAGGUAGACAUUGAUUUUGGUGACUUCGUAUCCCUCGUUUGUCUACAGUUCUUUUUUUUCUUUUUUUAAAUUUGUUUCCCUUAUUAUAAUUAUUUAUAAUAACUACGAGAUUGUUAACAUUGUAUACUACGUUGAAAUGUUUCUUUUUUCUUCCUCUUUUAAGGAGGACACCGAUUACAAGUUUUCCACGUCGUGUAAUAUCGUACGGAGUAUGUAACUGCAUCUAUAUCUUUACUGCCUAUUUUAUUAUUAUUAUUAUUAUUAUUAUUAUUAUUAUUAUUAUUAUUAUUAUUAUUAUUAUUAUUAUUAUUAUUAUUAUUAUUAUUAUUAUUAUUAAUAUAAUUAUUUUAUUUUUUAUUAAUAUUACUAUUAUUAUUAUAUUAUUUUAAUCAUGUACCUAUUGUUGGUAGAACAUAUUUAAUUUAAUCAUGCCGAUUCGUAAUCGCAUCAAUUUGAGAAUUUAUUUAUUUAACUAAUUCGUUUCAACAACUUAACGAAAACCAUAUGUGUGUCUCCUCGUUUUUAUUAUUAAGGAUGCAGUUUACAUAUGUAUUACUAUACGAAUAUUCAUACAUUCCAACUCUGCCUCGAUUCGAAUCGCUAAUUUUUUAAAGAGCCACUAUAUUGCGCGUGUAUAUGUAUAUAUAUAUAUAUAUAUAAUUUAUAUAUAUAUAAUAUACACAACACACAGCUGAGAACACGUGUCGUCGCACGUGUAGAUUAUAAUUUAUUGUUUUGUAUUUUAGGGUAUAAAGAAGAGACGAACUUACCAAUAAUUAUACAUUACUGAUUAUUAUCUAGUAGAUCUCUUUUUUUUUCCUUUUUUUUUUUAUUUUAUUUUAUUUCAUUUCAUUUUUUUUUAUUUUAUACAGCGUACGUUGUCUGUAAUAAAAUAUUAAAGAAAAAGAAAAAAAAAACUGUGACAAAGGAGUAUCCGUUUUCAAGGGGUUAGGGAUUCUUAAUAAGAUGAUAAAGUCGAUAGAUUAUUUUGUUGAAAAGUUUAACUCGUAAAUGGCAUGAUGAUAAUGAUAUGGACAACAAAAAAAAAAAAAGAAAAAAAAAGAACAAACCACGUUUUCUCAAUGUAACUCUGUCUUCUAUGUCCGAUAACAUGUAAACAAAACUAUAUUUACAAGAAUAGAGAACGAAAGAUAUCUUAUUGUUUAAUCAGCAACAAUAAGAUUCUUUGAGUAUUGAACUUUUUUAAUCGGCAAUAUGAAAUGAAAUUAAAGUGUAUAAGCUUUGAAAAUCUUUGCGAAGACACCUUGUCAAAUAACUGAUUUAUUCUUUCAACCUGGAAAUGUAGAAAUUACUAUAGAACGUAACUAAGGCAAAACCCUACUCUCGUUGUUAGCAAUUUACAGAACUCUGUGAGAUAUGAUUUGAGCUGAAGGACCUUUAAGAAUUUAGGUCAAUUAAAAGAUCUUAUGAAUUAAAUAAUGAAUUAUUUAAUAUUAUCUUGAUGAUAGCGAAAGAUGAAUUCAAUGAUUGAAUAUAGAUGGUACGUGGAUUAUUUAAAAAAAAUAUUAAAGUAUAUUAUGCAAAUAACCUUUUCUUUUAAACUCGUGAAAGUUUAUCAAAUGGCUUCAAUUAAAAAAUUCGUAUUAUAUCAGUAUAUAAUUAACGUUAAAUAAUUUCUUUGAUUUACAUACUGUAAACUAUUUCUUUUCUCUUCUUUUUUUUUGAUUAUAUACAUUUGGACAUCUUUCAGCUCUAGUCAUUAACACUGUUUACUCUAGUACUGUAGUAUUCAUAGGCAAAGGAUCAUACUUACACACUUCGAUAAUAUAAAUUAUGAUAAUAUUAUUAUAUAUUAUUAAACAUAUUUCUAUUUUUGCGUGAAUGCCUACGAUUGUUAGUUGUUGGUUAUUGUUAUCUACUUGAUGAGAGUUUUUAAUGUUAUGCCUACCAUCAAAAGAAACACGAUAUUAAAUUCUCCAUUUUUUUCAUAACAAGCUGGAGUUACGGUUCAUUUCAGAUGCCUGCUGUGCCAGUUAUGAGUAUUCAUGAUAAUGCAGAAUAGCCUGUAUAGAAGACGGAUAACAGAAAUUGUUGUUUUUACCUGAUUUCUGUGAUUUUAAUUAAACCGCGAUACAUAAUAAUACAAUGCUAUCGACGUUUCAUUAUCUAUGAGAGCGAUUAGUUUGAUAAAUUUAAAGAUUGUCGCGCUAUUCUUACCCUUUCCUUUCUCGAUUGUUAAUUCUGCUCGAUCGUUGAAACUGAAAGCACUGACCAGAAUUACCUCCCAACGGACGCAUUUUGCGUACACCUCUUCAAGCUCCUCAAAGUAAAAAGUAAGAGAUCACUUAGGGUUCGAGGGCGCGAAUGCUACCUGUGAAUGAAGUUUCAUAUAAAUCUAUAAAUGUUAAAAACAAAAAUCUAUACAUACAUAUAUAUAUGAAUAUAUGAAUAUAUAAACCGAACUCUUUCGCAAAUGAUAUACAAAUUUCAGUAGUGAUCGGUAGAGUAUUAAAGUUAAUGAUGAAAGAAAAUUAACUUAACAUUAUACGAUUCAACAUUACUAAGGUAAGAUCACUGGAAAGAUUUUGAGCAAAUUCAUUAGAAACUAUAUUGAACAUGUAACAAAAGAAUUAAUCCAUCAAGAAUUAUUCUUGGACGAAGGAGAAAAAGUAUGAUUGUCUUUGGUGUAAAUCUUGAUGCUUUUGCCACGUUUUUGAAAUAGUUAGAAAUGGUACAAUACUGAAAAUUUGUAUUUAGAGAUAUUUUACAUAAUAAUGAUGUUCUACAUAGAGAAAGAUUUAUUAAUUAUUUUAUCAUCCCAAUUUUAGAGAUUUUAUGCUGUGAUAGAUCGCUCGAAAUACUGUUGCCAUUUUCUUUAAUAUUACAACAAUUUUGUGAGGUAAUAUUUAAGUGGUAUAUUUGUUACUAUAUAUAAAAAUGAUCUACUAACCUUUACCCUUAUGCUUGCUAAUUUACGUUGAAAUAAGUCUUUCUCUGCGUAGAGUAAUAGAAUGGGGUGCGUAGCAAAGUUUCUGUACAGUGGCAUUUUCAUCUUUGUACUUAUAAUCUUUGUGAUUGCAUCUUAUUACUUCAUCCUGCAUGGUUAAAAGAAAUAUUGGCCAUUCGAUAAAAGAAAACUAACUCGUGUCCACGUUAAUAUAGUGGUGAAAAUCUAGCAUGAUUUCUAGCAUGUGUACGAUACAUGAUUUUCUUUCUUUAUUAUUGAAAAUUUUCCUCGCACCCAUUCUAUGUAAAUCAGUACAAAUAAGAUUAAUGAUAAUACAAUGUUUAAUCUUUCUGAAUAUAUAGAGAUAUCUGACUCUCACACUAAGAAAUGUCCUAUUGAAUGCUGUACCUUUGCAAAGCUAAUUUAGAAACCAGAAAACUCUAUACUUUCUGCGGACAUGUCUUAUAAUUUAUAUAUUCUUAAAACUGCUAAUUUUAGACAAAUUAACAUAUAUAUGAACUGCCACUACGAUUAAUAUUUUUUGGAGUAUUUGCAUUAGUCAAAUAGACCUCAAUCAAUCUUUCUACAAUCUAAAGAAACAACAACAAAAAGAAAAAAAAAAAAUAAAUAAAAGAAGAAAAUAUAAGUAUUAACUAAUUUACUAUGCCAUUUUAUUGUAAAUUAUACACUGUGAAGCAGUUGGAUAAGAUUUGUUUUUACGAAAUUGAUGAUGACAUUUUUCAAACGAGAAAAAACGAAGAAAACGACAAAAAAAAAUUAAUAAAAAAAAAAUAAUAAUAAUAAUUAUAUUCUCUAAAAUUCCAUAAAUUAAUCUAAAACGGGUAGGCAGCUCUCUGAUAUAACAUUCCAUCCUGCAAACGAUUAUUAUAAGCAGCUUUAGAUAAUUACGGAUACCAAUUAAUCAGUGUCCAAUCCCGUGAUAAAUUGCUGCACCGUUCGAUUCAAUGCCUAUUUUAUUAUUAUUAUUACUAUUAUUAUUAUUAUUAUUACUAUUAUAUCAUUAUUAUUAUUAUUACCUGCCUGUUUAUCUUAAAAAACAUCUCGUUUUUAUUAAUUUUAUAUACGUGUAAGAAAUACACCUUAACGUAUAAACCUCUUAAAAUAUCUAAUUAUUUUAUUAUAAUUUUAAUAACGGAAUUUCAGUAUUUUGUUCUAUAGUUAGCAGUAAAAGGCAUGUACGCGUAUGCGUGUGUAUGUGCAUGUCAUAAUUAUAUGCGUGGUGUAUAUGUAUUAUGGAAGAUUAAAAAGAAAGAGAGAGAGAGAGAGAGAGAGAGAAACUAAAAGUCAUCGCUCACAUAUAUACACACGUACACACAUGCCUCCUGUACUUUCGUAUAAAUGUGUGUUUGUUUGUGUAAUUCCUAGCCCAUCAUCCACACCAUUAAAAAAGCUUGAAAAAAAAAAUAAAUAAAUAAAUAAAUCUUGAGCGAUUAAAUAAUUAACAAAUCGCAACACAUACGUACGUAUCCGUUGUAGAUUAAAAAUGUUUAACUAUCUGUAAGAAUAAUAUUGGAAACUAUGAUACGCUUUUAUAAACGUGAAAUACAACAUACUUUUUGAGAGAGAGAGAGAGAGAGAGAGAGAGAGAGAGAGAGAGAGAGAGAGAGAGAGAUAAUGGCAUGAAAAAAUAAAAGAAAAAAAUAAUAUAAAAAAAUAUAACGCGUUUGGCAAGAUGGGACAGCAACUGUUUUAUAAAAAGUAAGAGUAAUAUAUUGACCUGUGUGUGUAACAAUGAGAGUAUAAAAUGUAAUGUAAUAUGAAAAUGGAAAUAAUAAACAAACAAAGUUGAGAUUGUAACAUUUAAAACACGAGGGACACGAAAAGGUGAUAUUGUGUAUGUACUUGUAAAACAGUAUAAAAAAAUAUUAACAAUCCCUAAGCAAAGAAAUAUUGUGUAUGAUCUUGCAUCAAGAAAUAGAUCGUCUAUUCUGAUUUAUCUAAAUAAAAUAUUUUUAUGAAGCAAA